GAAGGCCCUCUUUGACAAACUAUGAACCAUACUGUUUCCUUCUCUGUAAAUGAACUGAGCAUCAGAAUCUGAUCUUUGUGAGAAAGCAUUGCCCCAUCCAUGACCAUUUGUCCUCCCUAUCUCGUAAAGCCUUGACCACCGUUUGAGCAUCACCCGAAAAAAUUACAUCUUUUAUAUCAAUCUCUCUGCAUAGCUCUACUGUCCUCCACAUUCAGCAAGAAUAGGUUGGCCUAUGAAUUUCUUAGAAGCACACGAAGAAAUCAUGAUCUCUCCCUUGUAAUUUCUUGCAAUGAUACCUAUUCCAAUUUUCUGAUUUGCCACAUGAUUCAGUGUUGCAUCGAAAUUGAUUUUAGUGAAACCUUCUGCAGUGGAAACCACUUUGUUUCUCUUCUACUCAAGCGUUCCUCAUUCUGUUAUCCACCUCUCAGCCUUUGUGUUUCUCAAAAAUCUUCAAGUUAGAUUAUCACUUUACCUGAGCUAUCAAACUUGUUUUCAAAUAUUGUUUUAUUUCUUCUAGUCAAGAUUCCUUUAAAAAGCUCUUCUGCAUCAUUUCCCAUAGACGAAUAAACUCCACUUCACUAUUGCUCCACUUAUGAACAGGACUUUGCUUAUCUGCCCACACAUCACAUGCUAUAGGACAAGACCAUAAGACUCACGGAGUCAUUUCCUCUUCCCUACAACAUAUUGGACAAAUAGCAUCUUCCAAAAUAUUCUUUUGAUACAAUUUAUGCCUCGUGGGAAGAAUGGAGUUUAAAAAUUUCCAAAGAAACUGUAUUAUACAGGGCUUUGUCUAAUAGCGCAUGGAGGAUUAGAGGUUGGUGAGGGAGGGGGUACAUUCUUUGGCGAUAACUUAUAUUGGGAUUUUAUCGGAGAGAACAAUGUCCUCGAGAAGUGAGAGUCACACGGUGCCGCUUUCAGUGCUGCUCAAGCGUGAAUUAGCGAGCGAGAGGAUUGAGAGGCCGGAAAUUGUCCAUGGUCAGGCCAGCCAGAGCAAGAAAGGGGAGGAUUUUACCUUACUGAAAACGGAAUGCCAAAGGAUGGUUGGAGAUGGGGUCUCUACUUACUCCGUUUUUGGGCUAUUUGAUGGACAUAAUGGAUCUGCUGCUGCUAUAUACUCUAAGGAGAAUCUCCUCAAUAAUGUGCUAGGUGCUAUUCCUUUGGAUCUUAACAGAGAUGAAUGGGUUUCAGCACUUCCAAGGGCUUUGGUUGCAGGCUUUGUUAAAACGGAUAAAGACUUUCAAGACAGAGCACAAACAUCAGGAACAACUGCCACCUUUGUGAUAAUAGAAGGAUGGGUCAUAACUGUUGCAUCUGUUGGUGAUUCCCGUUGCAUACUUGAACCUGCUGAAGGUGGUAUUUAUUACUUGUCGGCAGAUCACAGACUUGAAUGCAAUGAAGAGGAGAGGGAGCGUAUCACUGCAAGCGGGGGAGAGGUGGGUCGGCUUAAUGCUGGUGGUGGUGCAGAGAUUGGUCCUUUGAGAUGUUGGCCUGGUGGUUUGUGUCUUUCUCGAUCAAUUGGUGAUAUGGAUGUUGGCGAGUUUAUUGUUCCUGUUCCUUAUGUAAAGCAAAUGAAGCUAUCUACGGCAGGUGGUAGGCUUAUUGUCUCAAGCGAUGGUGUUUGGGAUGCUUUGUCUGCAGAGACAGCUUUUGAAUGUUGUCGUGGGAUGCCGCCAGAUGCUGCAGCUGCGCAAAUUGUUAAAGAAUCAUUACAAGCAAAAGGACUACGUGAUGAUACAACCUGCAUUGUAAUUGACAUAUUGCCACAGGAGAAGCCUGUUGCUCCUUUGCCACCACCAAAGAAACUGGGAAAAGGUGUGUUCAAGUCUAUGUUUCGUAGGAAGUCCUCAGAAUCAUCUUCUUAUGCUGAAAAAGAAUACAUUGAGCCAGAUGUGGUGGAGGAAAUAUUUGAGGAAGGGUCUGCUAUGCUUUCAGAGAGGUUAAAUACAAAGUACCCGCUCUGCAACAUGUUUAGGUUGUUUACAUGUGCAGUCUGUCAAGUUGAGAUGAAGCAUGGAGAGGGUAUUUCAAUACAUUCUGCCUCAUCAAGCCCACAAAGGUUUCGUCCAUGGGAUGGCCCUUUUCUUUGCUUAAGUUGCCAAGAGAAGAAAGAAGCCAUGGAAGGGAAAAGACCAUCGGGAGAUGGACAUAGUAGCGGAAGUGACUAGUCAAAUCUCCUCAGCCAUAUUUAUAUUUUGAGAUCACUAACAAUUGUUUCAAAUUUGAUCCUCAACUGAAAGUUGAAGCUUCCUGAAAAUAUUAUUUCCCUUCAAUUUCUCAUGGAGGGUGUUCAGCUCUUGGAUCCAUUCGGCAUUCACUUCAGAAUCGUUUUGGACCACUUUUUUAAUGUUUCAUUCCUUCAAGUCAGCAGAUCACAGUUAGAGGUGUUUGCUUUUCUGAAGACCUGUUUUCUGACUUCCACAACAACUUUUCUAGCGCCUGCCUCCGUUAAAAGAGUUAUGGAAGCUUUGAUAAAUUCACCAGUGCAUAACGAUGCAUUGGAGGUAAUUCGUUUCUAUCUGAAUCCAUUCCCCUGUAUGCCAGUUCUGCCAUUUCAUGGAGUAACAAUUAAUGAAAGAGCCUUUGCUGUAAUAUUGUUAUAUGGGAAGUUUUAUGAGACCUCUUAUAGACUCAUUCCAAAUUUGGGAAACUUGUUUCACCAGCUUGCUGAAGGAAUGGGUUCAUGUAGCAUAAAAUUUCAUCCUUCCUUUGACAAGUAGGAAGGUGAACUUGUGGAAUAGAAAAUUAUCAUUGAUUUUUUUUGGAAGAGAAAUGUCUUACUCAUUGCUAACUUUUCUUUGUUUUGAUAGAUCUAUAACUGACUUGAAUACUCUUAAAAAGCUCAAGUAUGUAUCUGGUUACUUCUUUGUAA
Molecule: messenger RNA, 2869 nt
Organism: Carya illinoinensis
Lineage: Eukaryota; Viridiplantae; Streptophyta; Magnoliopsida; Fagales; Juglandaceae
Product: probable protein phosphatase 2C 12
Exons: 10
Coding region: 879-2165 (428 amino acids)
Biological process (GO): protein dephosphorylation
Molecular function (GO): protein serine/threonine phosphatase activity
Source: RefSeq, a predicted model, not a curated record